Messenger RNA from Notothenia coriiceps (black rockcod), 3521 nucleotides. NCBI's taxonomy places the organism in Eukaryota, Metazoa, Chordata, Actinopteri, Perciformes, Nototheniidae. The record is from RefSeq and is a predicted model, not a curated record.
AUGGGCCACUCCAGGAAUCGGGGCUCUUUUAUCACAUGCUCCGGGCCCCUGCCCUGUUUGAGCCCAGAAAAUCGCGAUAUUAAGACGGUGAGUGAAGAGUUUCCUGAGAUAUCGGAUAACAUCCACCUGGAUGCCGUACACAAGCUGCAAGCACACUCAGUAGAGUUUUUGAAGAAUGCACCCCCACCCGCCCCCAUCACUCUGUGUGACUCCCCAGUAACUGCUGUGGAGUAUUUCCACUUCCUGGGCACCAUCAUCGCCGAGGACCUCAAGUGGGAGCACAACAUUUGCUCCCUCAUCAAAAAAGCCCAGCAGAGGAUGUUCUUCCUGAGGCAGCUGAAGAAAUUCAACCUGCCAAAGACGAUGAUGGGGAACUUCUACACUUCCAUCAUGGAGUCCAUCCUCACCUCCUCCAUCACCAUCUGGUACGCUGCAGCCACAGCCAAGGAUAAGGGCAGGCUGCAGCGGGUCAUCAGCUCUUCAGAGAGGGUGAUCGGCUGCAAUCUGCCAUCCCUCCAUCACCUGCAGGACCCUGCGGCGGGCAGGGAAGAUACAUGGAGUAGCAUUGAUGGCCGUAUAAAGACUGACCCAAACCCUGUGAACUUCUCCAUGCUGGGGCUAAACACCACAGACUCAACAUCAAACUCAAUGGAGCUGCAGUGGGCGAGGUGCCCUAGUGUUGAUGAUGAAUGGUCUGGGUUCAAUGGGAUAGCAGCUGCAGACCCCAGCUCUGACUGGAGUGCCCCGGCAGAGCACUGGGGAAACUAUGAACAGCCCCCUGUGAUGGAGACCCAAGCGCCUCCACUGAAGGAGCAGCCGGCACCCAACAAGGUAUCCGAGGAUGAGAAGGACGCUGAUGAUGUCGCCGGUGGAGCCGCCAAAUCUAAGAAGAGCAAGAAAAAGAAGAAGAAAUCAGAGGAGGAGGCUGCAUCUGGGGCUAAGAUGGUGAGCACAUUUCCUUUGGUCAAUACACCCAAACCCCAAGAGCCUCCUGUGCUGACGUCAAAGAAGCAGAACCCGAGCAUAUCCUCCUCUCAGAAGAAGGCUGAGCAGACUGCGGAGCCUCCAAAGGGCUCACAGAAGAAAAAGGUUUGACGGGAAACAUGAGGUCACAUCACAGGUCCAUCUAAAACAUAUGCAAAUGAUUGUAAAAUGUGUCACAUGCAAUAAUUACAAGGUACAGAGUUUCUUUCUGAGCUACAUUAACAGUUUAACUACCAACACCAAGAGAGAACAAGCAGUGAACAUCCCCUGCUUGGCUAAAUACAGUGAUGAACCGUGGUCCUGUGGACUUAAAUCUGAACUAAUUUGCACUAUUUGCUACACUGCGACCAGAGUGGAGUUUCAGGCAAGGUGGAAAGUGGAGGUACAUGCUUAUGUAAUUAUUUGUAUGGCAUCAAUAGUGUUAUUCCCUCCGAGAGUGUAUGUUUUAAUCCAAAAAAAAGAAACAAAAACAGGUUUUAUUUUUAAUUUGUUUUUACGUGAACAUCUAAGUUACAAGCUAAGCAUACAUUUUGCUCCCCAGAAUAUUGCACUUUGUUUUGUUUGACAGUGUCUGCCCUUGUAUCAAUUACUGAAAUGUGUGUGAGGAUAGGUUCAGAUUUUUUCAUUUUAGUACAACACUUCCAUACCUGUACGGAUAUUGAUAGAAAGUUGAGGGUUGCUGUAAUCGGACCCCCUUUGUGUGCUGGCCAUGACGCGAUACCCUUAAAAAGCUGCAAAGUUAGAAACACAAAUCCACACUUAUUGUUCUGGGCAAAAUAUCAAUCUAGAUUAUCUGAAGCUAGCAUGAGGCUUAAGCUUUUUUUUUAUUUUCCGAAGUCAUGGCUUUAUUAGUGCAACAUUCAGCCUUUGUGUUUGCCACGUUUCUGAGGUGUGAGUUAUACUUCCUGACAGUCAGAGCUCCAAAACCCUGACAAUAAAACUACAUACGACUGCCCUGACAAAGGUAUUCUCCGACUGCUGAAGCCUCACAUUAGUUUUGUCACAACUUUAGCCAGCAUUUUUUAACAGCAAAAAAGUAUUUUGUACAUUGUUAGUCAAUCUAUGAAGGUAUCACUACAUAGACGGUAUGGAAAGAAGAUAUUAUAGUGACCUAUUACUCUUUCAACGUACAUAUGAGUGUUGUGUUAAGAUUGGUCUGUCUAUCCUUUAAGUAACAUCUCCUAAAACUGUCAUUUGAGUACCAACACUUGCCUCCUGUAGGCUGUGUAGUUUAUAAAAGCUGCUUUUAAGAAGAAGGGCAGCUGUUAUCAGGUUGUUUCACAGCAGAGAAUAACAAAUAUUGGCCUUAGAAACCUCUCCACCUCUUCACUGUCCUUAAGAGCGGUGGUAGUAUGUUCCGUCCUAUCAUACCGUCUCCACAAUAUGGUUCGAUACACCGAGGCCUGAAACUGUGAUGACGAGUUUGAGCACAGGCGGCUGAACAAAUAUUAACUCAUCAGAUUUUGAUCAGCUCAGAUGAUUUCUUCUAUAGAGAGCACAGUAACUGAUAUGAACCACCAGGGGGCAAUGUAUUGUGAAGAAGAGCAGUUGUGGGAAUAUCCCAUAAAGCAGUAAAAAUAUUGAGCACCCUCCGUCCACAUUUAUCAUUUUGAUUGUGUCUGUCUUUAUCCGGCUAGACUGUGCGUUCAUUUUUUAGAGACUGAAUGGUCCUUUCUGCUUUUUUAAAAACGUUUUCUUCCAGUUUUUGUGCUAGAAAAAGCCACGCCAUAUGUACAGAUUGUAAGGGCUUUUUCCAGUCCUGUGAUUGCACUGUGCUAAAGGCUAUAUUCAGUUCCUUUUUAUGUCAAGACAUUGUUUUUUACUUAUGUUUUGCAGAAUGUGAAAUGUGAAAUUCCUUUUGAUUAACCUAACUCCCCCGGAUUUACGAUGGGGAUUUUUUUUACAUAAAUUAAGAAUGAAGACGUACGUAAAGAUAUGAUAUGGAGCAGCUUUAAUUCAACAUCGAAGUUGUUUUUAAACAAGACAAACACAAUUACACAUAUUCAAGGAAUUCAAUUCCAUUGCCUUAACCUGUAGUUGUAUAGAACGUGCAUGUUUUUAUAGUUUUCAACCAAUUGCAAGCUUUGAUGUCUGAAAUUAAUUUCAUCUUGCAUGACUUUGAUAAAAGUACUUGUGUACACAAAAAGAAAUGAAUGAUCUCUUGCUUUAACUGUUGGUACCACUCAGUGUAUAUAAUCUAAGAGCUUUUUUUUUAAUGAGACAAGUGGCAGCUUUUUUCUUUGGGAAUCCAACAACAGACACUAACAGGAGUCUGUUGUUGGAGGUCGGAGAGGCUUUGUGCAUCGAGGUGUUGAUCAGCAUAUAUUAGUGAAGCUGAUGGAACAAAAUGAUACGUCGCUGUGGCUUCAGGCGCCCUUUUGUGUUCCAUUUCUACUGAUGAUUAAAUGGAUUUAAUCAAUGUAUUUAUAUAAUUGUCUCUAGCACAUUGUUAUGUGAAUGAUUUGGUUUAUUAAGGAGAUACAAAAUGAUAUUUCUAUGUUUGUUUGGUACAAAUAAAUGAGAAUUGCUUGAUAUCA